AUGUCGCGCUGGUUGGAGCUGUUCGCCGUGCUGGCGGUCCUGGGCGCCGCGGCCGCCGACACGCCCGCCAACUGCACCUUCGAGGACGUGGCGGGAAAGUGGACCCUCUGGGAGGGUCCCCGCGGCGUCAAGCCUGGAGCCAGCUGCGCUAACCACCAAGGACCAUGGGAGCGCAAGGUUCGGGUGACCCUCUUGUCCCCCAACAAGGUCGUCGACCAGUUCGGCAACGAGGGCACCUGGACCAUGGUGUACAACCAGGGCUUCCACAUCAACGUUAACGGCAGGAGCUACUUCGGCUACUCCGCCUUCAAGAAGGAGGGCCAGAAGGUGACGAGCUACUGCCACAAGACCGUCCCCGGUCUGGCGCACGACGUGAACAUCCGCCACUGGAGCUGCUUCUACGGGCAGAAGUCUGGCAGCAAGAUGCUACCCAAGAUCCACUUUGACCCCUUCCACCCUCAAGGACUGCAGGCCGCCCACCUCAGCAGGGCCCACCACGAGCGCGUGGUGAGCGCCGUCAACGCCCGCGCCCGCUCCUGGAAGGCCGAGCUGCACCAGCCCUUCGCCGGCCUGGGCGUUGAGGAGAUGCUCCGCCUGCGCGGAGGAC
Frankliniella occidentalis (western flower thrips) is the source of this 607-nucleotide messenger RNA. RefSeq names its product dipeptidyl peptidase 1-like. The transcript is spliced from 4 exons. The annotation marks the transcript as partial. The record is from RefSeq and is a predicted model, not a curated record. NCBI's taxonomy places the organism in Eukaryota, Metazoa, Arthropoda, Insecta, Thysanoptera, Thripidae.